Messenger RNA from Sesamum indicum (sesame), 3406 nucleotides. Its product is annotated as pentatricopeptide repeat-containing protein At3g62890. Gene Ontology annotation, molecular function: RNA binding; zinc ion binding; protein binding. Gene Ontology annotation, biological process: RNA modification. The record is from RefSeq and is a predicted model, not a curated record. Lineage: Eukaryota; Viridiplantae; Streptophyta; Magnoliopsida; Lamiales; Pedaliaceae.
AAAACUCCUCACAAGAGAGAGGAAGAUUAAGCUCUUUGCACGGUAGAAACAGAAUCAAUACUAUCCAACAUCACCUUGUAAAUUCAGUGUAUGAAUUCAACUCAACUAUUUCAUUUGCCUCAUCAACUGCGUGUAUGAGUUCAGCAAAACUAACUGCAUUUUGGGCUAUUAGAUCAUCUGUUAACCAAAAACCCAUUUCAAGAGCCACCAUAAAUUGCUCAAAUUUGGACGGUUUGUUCUUGCAAUGCCGAAAUAUCAAGCUCUUAAAUCAGAUUUUGUGUCAAAUGAUAUGCACUGGGCUAAUCAAGGACACUUAUGCUGCUAGCAGAAUCCUCAAGUUUUCUAUUGAGUUACCCUUCGUUCACAGUGAUUAUUCUUACAAAAUCUUUACAAUCAUUCAGGACCCAAAUGGGUUCAUUUGGAAUACUAUGUUGAGAGCCUUUGUGCAAAGUAACAGGGCGCAAGAUUCAAUGUUUUUGUACAAAUCCAUGUUAAAGAAUAGUUUUUUAUGCAUUGAUAAUUAUACUUAUCCCAUCUUGAUUCAGGGCUGCUCUCUCAGUUCCUCCGAGUUCGAGGGGAGAGAGGUGCAUGAUCAUGUUGUGAAAAUGGGAUUUGAGAGUGAUGUUUAUGUGGUGAACAAUUUGAUCAAUAUGUAUAGUGUGUGUGGGCACGUGGGUGAUUCUAGAAAGGUGUUUGAUGAAAGUCCCGUGCUGGAUUUGGUUUCUUGGAAUUCGAUGUUGGCUGGAUAUGUUUUAGGGGGAAGUGUUGAUGAGGCAACAUUAUUCUAUGCUCAGAUGCCUAGAAAGAAUGUCAUUGCGUCGAAUUCUAUGAUUGUGCUGUUGGGUAAGAGUGGCAGGGUGACUGAGGCGCAUCAAUUGUUCAAUGAGCUGGAGGAGAAGGAUUUGGUAUCAUGGACUGCAUUGAUUUCUAGUUACGAGCAGAAUGGUAUGUAUGAAGAGGCUUUGGAUCUGUUCUUAAAAAUGUUUAACAAUGGAAUUAGUGUAGAUGAGGUGGUCGUUGUAGCCGUGAUUUCAGCUUGUGCACAUUUAUCUAGUUUCAGAAUAGGAAAAUUGGUACAUGGCUUGGCUGUAAGAGUUGGAUUUGAAUCUUAUGUAAAUCUUCAAAAUUCUUUGAUUCAAAUGUAUUCCAGAUGUGAUGAUGUGUCGGCUGCGGAGAAAUUAUUUACUCAAAGCUGUUUCUUGGACAUAAUAUCUUGGAAUUCUAUGAUAUCUGGAUACAUCAAAUGUGGAUUGGUCGAGAAGGCUAGGGAAUUAUUUGAUAACAUGCCUGCGAAGGAUGUUGUGUCAUGGAGUUCAAUGAUAUCUGGUUAUGCCCAACUAGAUAAGUUUCAUGAGACUUUAGCAUUAUUUCAUGAUAUGCAGCGCGAAGGUGUUAAGCCCGAUGAAACCACCUUGGUCAGUGUGCUUUCAGCUUGCACUCAACUUGCUGCCCUUGAUCAAGGGAAGUGGUUAGAUGCUUACAUACGGAAGAAUGGGCUCAAGGUGAAUAUAAUUCUUGGUACAACUCUAAUUAACAUGUAUAUGAAAUGCGGAAGUGUGGAAAAUGCCUUGGAGGUUUUCCAUGGGAUGGAGGAAAAGGGAGUUUCUUCAUGGAAUGCUUUGAUUCUUGGCUUGGCUAUGAAUGGAAAGGUAGAAAAGUCACUUGAGAUGUUUGAAGAGAUGAAGAAAAGUAGGGUGAUCCCAAAUGAAAUCACCUUUGUAUCGGUUCUUGGUGCUUGCAGACAUAUGGGUCUGGUAGAAGAGGGGCGCCGAUACUUUGAUUCUAUGGUAAAGGUGUACAACAUUGAACCUAACAUUAAACACUAUGGAUGUUUAGUUGAUCUUCUUGCACGCAGAGGGCUGCUCAAGGAAGCAGAGGAACUAAUUGACACCAUGCCAAUGGCACCAGAUGUUGCUACUUGGGGUGCUUUGCUUGGAGCUUGCAAGAAACACGGCGACAAGGAAAUGGGAGAGAGAAUAGGGAGGAAACUCAUUGAACUUCAGCCUGAGCAUGAUGGCUUCCACGUUCUAUUGUCCAAUAUAUAUGCUUCUAAAGGUAACUGGGCCAAUGUUCUAGAGAUCAGAGGGAUCAUGACACGACAUGGUGUGGUUAAAACUCCAGGGUGCAGUAUUAUUGAAGCCAAUGGUGUUGUUCAUGAGUUCCUUGCUGGAGACAGAUCACAUCCUCAAAUUAAGGAAAUAGAGGGGAUGUUGGAUGAAAUGGUCCGGAGAUUAAAGAGGCUGGGUUAUGCACCUGGUACAAAUGAGGUUCUACUUGAUAUUGAUGAAGAGGAGAAAGAAACUAAUCUCUUCAGACACAGUGAGAAGCUUGCAAUUGCCUUUGGUCUGUUAGCAACUACUGCACCCACACCAAUAAGAAUUAUUAAGAAUUUAAGAAUCUGUAGCGAUUGUCAUGUGGCAGCAAAGCUGGUCUCUAAAGCUUUUGAUCGUGAAAUUGUUGUUAGGGAUCGGCACCGAUUUCACCAUUUGAAGCAUGGUUCUUGUUCUUGUAUGGAUUAUUGGUAGCAGAAUAUCAUACAACAAUUGAAAAAAGAAAACACAUGAAAUGAUGUCAUGACAAGUGGUCAUUACGUCCGUGUGCUUUGCAAGUCUGUGCAACACGGUUGUACAAGUUAACAGAGUUGUUCCAAAUUGAUUCAGAAGCAGCUUUGUUUUCUGAGCCUAAUCAGAAGAGCACCUAUGACAAGCGCUCAUCUUUGGCUUUAGCCUUUCAAUUAACUUUGAAGUUGCGGUCGGCCGUCCAAUCCAAUCGAAGGUAGCCACCUUAAAGGCUGUCUUUGAGUCAUUGGCACAGUUCUUCACUUCUAUGUACAUCAUUCUGUUGUUUAUUGUGUUACAUCAAGAUAUUAAUAUCUUUGCCAAGCAUUGUUUUCUGGGAGACGAUUGAGGAUAAGUAGCACUCACUUCUGAACCACUUUCUAAGAUUGAAGGAGAUUGUCUCAAAUCAGAAAUUAGGAGAAUUCCAGUCCAUAGGCCACUUCUCAUAAGUGUAGCACUGGAGAUGCUCCUUGCUGGUUUUCAAGUUCCCAUUUUCUUGUUCUCAACUUCCGAUUUUUCAGACUUGUCACAGAACACGUGGUAAUCAGCAGCAAGAUGCAAGCGAUAUUUGCAGCCAUGAACCUGCUCUUGGCAGAUUAGAGCAAUGAUAUUAUCUAAUAGGCUCCAUCUUGUAAUCAUCUGAACAGUUGCCCAUCAUGCCUUAACUUUUUGUUUUCUGGUUGUUUCCUUUGUGAAGCAAUCAGCCUAUUGUCUAAGGUGUUUCUCUUUACUUGUAAAUCCCUUUGGUUUCUUGAUGAAGUCCAUACAUUAAGUUGAUACACUCUUACAGGUUCAAGUUUCAUUCUACACUUGAAUGUUGAUCUUAUGGAAUCAAACUUCGUAGCAUU